Molecule: messenger RNA, 3867 nt
Organism: Lytechinus variegatus (green sea urchin)
Lineage: Eukaryota; Metazoa; Echinodermata; Echinoidea; Temnopleuroida; Toxopneustidae
Product: protein sprint-like
Exons: 17
Coding region: 19-3351 (1110 amino acids)
Biological process (GO): signal transduction; vesicle-mediated transport
Cellular component (GO): cytosol; endocytic vesicle
Molecular function (GO): guanyl-nucleotide exchange factor activity; small GTPase binding
Source: RefSeq, a predicted model, not a curated record
UUUCAGUUGGGAGUUCCAAUGACAUCUAUUGGAAAGAUGGAUUCCUUUCAACAGGAUAGUGAGAAACGUGCCAAGAGAUCAAGCUAUUUUGAGAUGUUAUCUAGUAUCUCUAGUGAAUUGGAUUUAAUGUUGAAUGAUCUGAAAAAGAAUGACGAGUCUUUUGAUCCUGCAUCUCCAAGAUCACCGCGUACUGUUUCUUAUGUGGCAUCUGAAACAAAAGACAGGAACUUACCCAGAAGUAGUAAGAGUCUGUCUACUUCAGACAUAGAUGAGUUUUGUUCAACUGGAGUGACAUCAUCAUCAGGCAGUAAUCACAUCUCCGCUCCAGACCCAUUGAUUGCAUUGGACCCUAUCAUUCAUAAUAAAUCAGAAUACAAGACUUCUCUUGGCCAUUCUAUGCCUGAUAAUACCCUGACGAUGAUGACUCGUUUAGUCCAUACUAAACCAAUUUGGUAUUUACCACACACUCAAAGGGCUGCAGCAAUACAUUAUCUACAGGGUCAACCUGUUGGGACGUUUGUGGUCCGACAGGCAAGGCAGAAAGAUAAACUGUCUUUGACUAUGAAGCAUCCUGGUUCAGGAAAGGGUCCAUAUAUUGAGAGUUACCCCAUUGAAACCACAGUACAAGGAGUUAAGUUGUCCAAGGGAGACAUGGUGUUUCCUCUGUUGGAUAACCUGAUAGCAUACCACAUGCAGACUGAGGCUCAAUUACCAUGCCAACUGACUCUUCCCAAAGCAGUUAUGGCAGCGAGGAAUUUGAGAGAAAUUCAGUCUUUGGCACUACUUGAGGAAGAUUUCUGGAAGUCAUUACACAGCAGACCUCCAACACCAAAAGAUUUAUUCAAAAAAGUUUCUUUGAUGCAUCUUUCGCCAACAUUAUCAAAACCGAGCAUGCCAGUAACCAGCUCUAUGAAUAAGCAACAAGAUCAGUCAAACAUCACAUAUCCUGCCUCUCAUCUUGUCGCUGGGCUGUCAAGUAAGGCAGAUGUUCCAGGCAUGUAUGGUGUCAUCAAUACUACACCUCCUGCUAUUUAUGCUAAUACCAAUGACAAUAAUGAUUCAAUGAAACCUAUAAGGAACUCAAUCCAUGAUUUAUCAGCACAUGCAAGAAGUAGCUUCAAUCCGCUUGCAAGCUUACAGAGACCAUCUUCAGAAUUUGAUCGUCAAGAUAUGCGUUUUAGCAGUGCUAGUGAGUUUGAAUUUAUGACAUCUACAAGUGAACAGCGCUACCCUCCACCUAGAUGUGCACCCCCUCCUCCACCGAGUGGAGAGGAACCCUUCAAAAUGCCACCCUCUUCAAGAUAUACUUGGUCACUUUCUUCAGACAAUGUCCAGUAUUGUUUGCCACAUGACCAGCCUUAUUUGCCACCUAAGCAAAAAUCACCAGAGAAAUCAGCGCUCCAGAAUACAGGUCAGGAUCCUUAUAGAAUACCGGCUUUUGAUAGGACGAGAAUGAAUCCAAGUGUUACCUCAUUGAUUACUCAGCAACAUGGUAAUUACAGAACCCCUCCCACACCUGCUAGUUGUAGACAAUCUAAAUCCUAUUAUGACUCACAGGAGCCUCCAAAUGCCUCAAGGGCAACAGAACAAAUUCAAAACAUCCUGCAGCCGUUAACUACAUGCAACAACAGCAGCAGCAGUACUGAACCCGUACCAUGGCAUGCCCUUCCAGAAUUUGACCCGCUGUUUUGCACAAGUGAAAACAGGGAGAUAUCUCAACACACAGAUAUUGCUUCAGAACUUAUGAGAGAUUGCUUGAUUGGAGAUAUUCAAUAUGAAAUUGAGGAAUUAGCAGACAGCACCAACAACAAUAGCAAAUCAGAACAAAUGGCACCUAUGUCUAAUUAUCCAGAAAGGACUUCAUGUGAAAUACCUAAACUCAUUCAAGUGAAUGAUGAGGAUUCAGAAGAGGGAGGAACAGCUUCUGAUCGGGAAAUUGAAGAUAUUCUUAAGAAUGAAUCUUUGGACAGUUCUUACCAAUCAGACUCUGAAUUGAAUCCAUCAAGUUCAUUUAGUGAGGGUGUACCUUUCACAGAGAAUGAGAAUGGUAAUCAUCUCUUACUCAGUCAAUCAUUGGAAUUUAGUACAGUAGAAAGAAGUGAGGUGGAACAAUCUGGUGAAGAAGAUAAGAAGGAUGAUAAGAGGAUUAAAUCCGGACUUUCACAUUUCAAGAAGCUCAGAUUACUUGCUAAGAAAAGUUCGCGUGGAGCUACUAAGAAACUGCAUAGGAUAUCAGGGAAGAGCAAGAAGAGAGAUGCUAGUACUGACAUUCAAGAGGCAAUAUUAAGAGUGGCUGGAAAUAAAAACAUUGGUCUUGGAGCUCUGUUACAUGGAUUUAUCAGGACACAGGAAGAGAAGUGUGAGAGUGAUAAACCUGACAUUGUACUAAGAAGCAUCAGACAAUUUAUGAGUGGUACAAAGAAUUAUCUUCUCAACAAAAGAGAACCAGAAAUUGAUGCUGUCAUUGAUAGACACAUGGAUGAGUUGGAUCUAGCCAGUUUGGAAGCCAUUGUUGAGAGUGCUCUGUAUCAAUGUGUCCUGGAACCAUUGAAAUCAGAUAUAGGAAUGAGCUGCAUCAAUGAAUAUAACAGGAAUGGAUCAAUGGCCUUAAUGGAUCACAAUAUCAUGCAAGCAAAGAAACGAACACCAGAGGAACUAGGAAUAAAGUCAAACUACAUUCCACCUGAAGGAGAAGAUCUAGAUAUGAUUAGACAACUCUUUUCACAACUUCAAGAGGCUUACUCUCCAAUCACUAAACUGGAUUUACUCUUAAACAUUGUAUCUGCAAUAUACAAAUCAGUCCAAGAUAGAACCAGUGGAGAAGCAGUAACAAACUCAAUGGGAGCUGAUGAUUUCCUACCAAUGCUAAUCUAUGUAUUAGUACAAUGUGAGAUGAUAAGCAUAGAGAUUGAGGCAGACUAUAUGUGGGGCCUUCUUGAUCCUUCUAUGCUGUCAGGAGAGGGUGGAUAUUACCUGACAACACUCAGCAGUGCAAUCUGUGUCUUGAAGCAGUUUGAAGAGGAUUUUGAAGGAGAGAGACAUGGUUUCUUAACAGUGCUGGUAGCAGUAAGUCAAGAUCCAGUCUGUAUUAGUCUCAAGACAUUACCUGUAUCACCUGAUAUGCAAGCUACUCAAAUAUGUGAAAUGUUAGCUCAUCGAAUGGAUCUGGAAGAUACUCAAGACUAUAGGCUAUAUUUACUAAGAGACUCAGAAGAGAUUGAAGUAGAAGAUUGUGAAUGUCCAUUGGAUAUCAAGAAUGAAGAAGAAUCAGAUGGAAGGAGAAGCUGUCGUUUUGUAUUCAGACCAGUACAUACAGAAGUUAAUUGGCCUCGUACUAGUGGAUUGAGAUAAAUGAUGCUUCACAAUUAUUUAUAUUAUAAUUAUUUUUCAACCUUAUUUAAACUAGUGCCAUAAUCUUCAUCUCAUAUACAUUUUGGUCUUUUUGCUUGACUAGGAACAAAAUAAUGUGUGGACUUCUGGAGAUAUAUAGUAUUUUUUUCUUAAAUUUGUUGCAAAUUACUUCAUAGUGAAUAUACAACGUUUUAUGGUUUGAUCUGAUUUCUAGGCAUCCACAGAGUUUUAUUUGAUGGAGUAACUUUUUAUCAGGCUCAUAGAAGUGAAAGAUCUGAUAUAUGUUUUGGGGUUCCAAGGUCCAAAAUCAAAGGAAGUCAUUAUGCACCUAAAAUGUGUUUUCUUUCAUGAUAAAUAAAGAAGUGCUUCACAAAGUAACAUCAAUUUUGAUUGAUGUAUAGGCAAUUCUAUAAAAUGAUAAACCAUUUUGUAUGUCCGGCCCCCAUUUUUCUCAAGUCUUACUUCACUUCAUAAACUGUGCAAGUCAUUGUUCUUUGAGAACAUUACAGACUGUAA